Messenger RNA from Zonotrichia albicollis (white-throated sparrow), 5085 nucleotides. The record is from RefSeq and is a predicted model, not a curated record. NCBI's taxonomy places the organism in Eukaryota, Metazoa, Chordata, Aves, Passeriformes, Passerellidae.
GGUACCCCCCCCCUCCCCAGCCACUCUUGUGUGUUAAAUACCAAAUAUAGCCUCUCGCGGGGGGAGGGGAUGGAAAUCUCCUAGAAGAAUUGGAAAUCUUGCUGGGAUUCGGGAGUGCUGGUGCUGGAGAAGGGCGGCGAAGGCUGGGGGGAUGCACUGCUCUCGCUGCCUGCCCAAGGACUAGAGAUUUGCCACUUCCCGGGGAGCCCGAAGGUUUGUUUGUCCCCAGACUGUUGUUUCCCCCCUUCCCCUCUCCUGGGCUACGCUGAACCCCUCAGCAUUUAUUAAAGAAAACCCACGUGUAGCUGGUGGCUGGUUUUUUAAAGGUAGUUUUUUCAUCGACAAACUGACAAAAAAAAAAAAAAAUAAAACUUCCUCUCUUCGCCUCGAGGUUUGGAACUGGAAUGGAGCUGCUCUUCUCCCAAACACUACACGGGGUGUGAAGGGGGGAGGCAGGACGAAAACAUCGCCUCGGACUGAUCCCGAUCCGACCCCCGACACUCGCACCCACCAGGGAUGAUCCUUCACUGCGCCUGAUGUGGAAAACACUUGGAGACUCAGAGACUUCGUCGUGCUCAGCAGCUUGAUCGUUGACUUAUUUUGUUUUGGUUUUUAAUUUUUUUUUUUUUUAAAGUGGAUUCGUAGCAUUACUUUUAUGAGUUGAAUUUUGCCACCGUUUGUACAGAAGCCAAAUGACACGUGUGUUUUGAAACACGGUUCCAAAUAUAUUUAUCCCUCCCUCAACUCGGAUUCUCUCUAGAAAGAGCCGCGGGGAGGUCGUCAGUGUCUAAACAAACCUGAUUUUUAGUGUUUUAUGAACACUACCUGCUGCAGAAAUGUUGCUAUAAAUCGCUUUAUAACGGUUCAGCAAGAAGGGAGAUUUUUCCAGCUUGCAGGACCCAGAAAACUGGAUACUUAAAGUCACUUAAAUGUUUUAACAGCAUUGGAAAAUGGGAGCUGCUACUAAGUUGGCGUUCGCUGUUUUUCUUAUCUCUUGCUCGUCAGGUGCCAUCCUGGGCAGGUCAGAAACACAGGAGUGCAUCUACUACAAUGCAAACUGGGAGAAGGACAAGACCAACCGCAGCGGGAUCGAGCCCUGCUAUGGUGACAAAGAUAAAAGGAGACACUGCUUUGCCACAUGGAAAAAUAUUUCUGGAUCAAUUGAAAUCGUGAAGCAAGGCUGCUGGCUGGAUGACAUCAAUUGUUAUGACAGGAAUGACUGCAUAGAGAAGAAGGACAGCCCUGAGGUGUUUUUCUGUUGCUGUGAGGGCAACAUGUGCAACGAGCGCUUCUUCUACUUCCCGGAGAUGGAGGUCACACAGCCAACUUCCAAUCCUGUCACACCGAAGCCACCUCUGUUCAACACCUUGCUCUACUCCUUGGUGCCUAUCAUGGGGAUUGCAGUGAUCGUGCUCUUCUCCUUCUGGAUGUACAGACACCACAAGCUGGCCUAUCCUCCCGUGCUUGUUCCCACCCAGCACGCCUUUCAUAUAAUGAUUGAGGAUCCUGGGCCUCCUCCACCAUCGCCCCUGAUGGGUCUGAAGCCGCUGCAGCUCCUGGAGAUCAAGGCCAGGGGCAGGUUUGGGUGUGUGUGGAAGGCUCAGCUGCUCAAUGAAUACGUUGCAGUCAAAAUAUUCCCCAUCCAGGGCUCCCUGACCGAUUUCCUGAAGGCCAACGUGGUGUCGUGGAACGAGCUGUGCCACAUUGCCCAGACCAUGGCGCGGGGCCUGGCCUACCUGCACGAGGACAUCCCGGGGCUCAAGGACGGCCACAAGCCAGCCAUCUCCCACAGGGACAUCAAAAGCAAGAACGUGCUGCUGAAAAACAACCUCACGGCUUGUAUUGCUGAUUUCGGUCUAGCUUUAAAGUUUGAGGCUGGAAAGUCUGCAGGAGACACCCAUGGACAGGCCCCGUGGAUGAGUACAUGCUGCCUUUCGAGGAGGAGAUUGGCCAGCACCCCUCCCUGGAGGACAUGCAGGAGGUUGUGGUGCACAAAAAGAAGAGGCCUGUCCUGAGGGAGUGUUGGCAGAAACAUUCUGGAAUGGCGAUGCUGUGCGAGACCAUCGAGGAGUGCUGGGAUCACGACGCCGAGGCGCGGCUGUCGGCGGGCUGCGUGGAGGAGAGGAUCAUCCAGAUGCAAAAACUCACUAACAUUAUAACAACAGAGGACAUCGUGACUGUGGUCACAAUGGUGACAAACGUUGACUUUCCUCCCAAAGAAUCCAGUCUAUGAUAGUUGCACUGGUCAUGGAAGUGACCACAGGACUCUUCACUGGAGCUGCUACAGCGCACGGACUGCUGGCGUCACUGCUGUUCCGGGUGGCAGGAACGGAUGGUAAGUCUCUCUGGAGCGUCACCAAGAGGUGUUUAUCCUUUGUUUUCCCUCUCCUCCUCCUCCUCCCCACCGUGGAUCCAUGAGACUUUCUGCAUUCCCUGCUUACACCUGAAGGACGUGACCGAGAACCCCUCACGUGCAGAAUAGGAACUUGCGAUGAAGAAUCCGGACCUGAACGGGCUAAUGAGCAUUUUAAACACUGACAUCCGAUUUCUUAAUCCCUGUCAGAAGAGACUAAUUCCUUUAAAUGAACUACUGUUAUUUUUUUUAAAUCAAAAACAUUUCAUUUCAGAUUUAAAAACAACAAAAAAAAAAAGGGUAACUUGUUUUUAUUGCAUUCGUUGUUGUUUAUAAAAUGACUAUUGUAAUGCGACUACGACACAGCUUGUGAAUGUUCCGUGUGCUGCUGUUCCGUGUACAGAAACAAGAGUAAUCAAUGGGAUAGAGCAAAGAGGCUUCCAAGUAUUACUUAACCUCCCUCAACCAGGUAUACCUCAGUUCCACCUCGCUAAAUUAUGAUUGACAACACUAAUUGGAAUAAUAAACCGCUCCGUGUUUUGUAAAUGAUGUAUUCCCAAUUCCCUGUGUUAUUUAAGAAGGGGAAAGCUUCAUGCCCCCAGGAAGUGGCCAUUCCUAGAGCCGUGUUUUUAGCCUUUUCUUGUACUCGCUUGUUGUGUAUAAAAAAGAAAAAGUGCUGUUUAUUGAAAGAAAAUUUUCCCUCCUCUUUUAGUUGAAAGCUUUUCCCUCCAUUGCCCAGAGUAUCUCAUCCAUUUAUUUAACUGAAUACUAUUUAGGUUUGCUGUGUCUGAGGAAUAUUUGAAACCUUAAGCAUGACUUUCUUUUUUUUUUUUUUAAUUUUCUCUGAGCUGUGACACUGGAAAGCUCUGAAUUCUUGUUUUUUUUUUUGAAAAAGAGUCUUUUUCCUAUUUAUGUUUGUGCCGAGGUCGCGGCGCGUGCCUGGCCCGCAGGCAGCGGGGGCUGUGCCGCUGUUUCAGGAUCACCUCAGGAAGCUCCGUUCCCCCUUCCCCUCCCUCUGCCUGGAGCUUUGCAGCUUCCCUGCACUCAGAGCUCCACGGGAGGGGAGUGCAGCUCCCACAGCUUGAGCCUGGAGUCACUCACAAAGUUCCAGCCACAGAUUGCAGAUCCUAAACAUUGCAAAUUUCAGGGAUAACCUAGUUCUGCUCACAAUAUGCAAUGACCAUUCCGAGGUAACGAAAGGAAUUUCGAUGGCCAGAGCGCAGACUCACAGAAAAUGAGGAAAACCGAGGAAAUUCACAGCUCCAGCACUGCAGUUCAGGAUGUCAGCCUUGUGCUGGGAUUACAGUGACUGGUGGCUGGGUGCCAAAGUGCUUCUCCCAAAUGCUGUCCCACUGCAUUGAUUGGAUCCUUCCCACCAGAUUCCGAGGCCAAGGGAGCAGAGGUGGCAGCGGCCGGCGUGUGCUGUGUGUCCUUGUGUCCGUGUGUCCCCCAGCGUCUCUGGAAAGCAGAGGUGGCAGCUCCUGGAGCUGGGACCUGCAGCCCUGGGAGCAGUGGGGGUGAUGGUGAAGCAGAGGCAGCUCUGGGCAGGCAGGGAGAAGGAAGGGCUGAUGUUGCAGCUGUGGCACUGCUGCUCACCGCUGUGCCCGAGGAUCCUGCUCCAAGGGCCCGUGGGAAAGGGAAGGAAAUCCAGUUUGUGGGCUCCUCUGGGCUGGACACUUCCCUUUGGCUUCCAUUUCUGCUCCACUUUUAGUUAAACUUCACACAGGACUGGAGUUCUGAACAAAUCCCAACCAUGGACUCUUUGGGGCUUUUGCCACGGGCUGGUUUCAUUCUGGUCUCCUGGAGGAACUGAAGCUGAGUCCAGGUCCCUCCCUGUGUGUGACGCUCCCAGGGAGCUGCUGGCUCUGGGAGAUCCCUGCUCUGUUCCAGUCCCAGCCUCCUGGCAUUGCCAGCACCCUGUGGCUCCCUGAGGAAAGGCUGCUCCUCCCCACAGCUUCCAUGGCUCUCAGUGACCUCCCCGAGCUGCCCAGGGCUGGGCAAUGAAUUCCUGUUUGAGGGCAUUCAGUGAGAGCUGGGAGCAGCAGGGCAGGGCUCUGGCAUUGUCUGGGCAGUGCCCUUGGGCCCUUCCUGCCUGGCCUGCCCAGCUGGGACUGCUGAGGGUGACACCUUCCUGUCCCCUGUCCCAGAGCUGCCCGUCCUGGGGCAUUCCCAAACUCCUCCAUGGGCAUGGAAUGACCCAGGAGCUGCAGCAGUGCAGCUCUCAAACCUCACCGGUACCCAGUGCUGAGACUUGUCCUGCUCCAUCAGCAUCCACAAUCAUCACCCCUCUCCUCUUUUCCAGCUUUUGUAACCUUUUAAAGACAUUUCUGUUGAUCAGGAACACUCGGUACAAAACACAGGAAGCUGCAAUACACAUCCCUGGGCAAAAGGACUCCAGUAGCAUCCUUGAUGGAACAUCUGUUACCUCAGAUACUCAACCAGCAGGACUGCUUUGCUUUCUCCCUCCAGUUUGUUUUUUUCAGUCCAUCUCCUCUUCGUUACCUCUCGAGUUUGGUGAGCGAUUACUUUAACUUUCCUCUUUGUAUUUGUCAGUGUUUUGGGCACAGGUUGUUGUACUACUGUUAAAAGGCACUUGCUGCUUUUCUGCGAGUGCCACAAAACCAACCAACCCCCCCUCGCCCUCAAUAAAGUGAUUGUUAAAUAUUGUACAAAUACAAAUGUAUACUCUGCCCUCUUCCCCAGUGGGAAAAUAAAAAAUGUGACUACUCUGA